Molecule: messenger RNA, 3154 nt
Organism: Solanum verrucosum
Lineage: Eukaryota; Viridiplantae; Streptophyta; Magnoliopsida; Solanales; Solanaceae
Exons: 10
Coding region: 229-2904 (891 amino acids)
Source: RefSeq, a predicted model, not a curated record
CUACAGUCUAGACUGUAUCGGCGAUUCCAUAAUCCUCAAGUGGAAUCCAUAUCAAUGAUUCCAACUGGUUUUCUGUAAUCGCGUUUUAUUCAGGAAAAGUUAACAAAGUUAGAUUUUGGUUGAGGUUGGUCAAAGACAUUGCUCCUUGAAUGACAGGCAAGGGAUUUCAAAUGGGUUGGCCAUGAGCUGUUAAGAGAGCAAGCUAAAAACGAACAGAAUCAGAGUAGAAUGGAAGCUGAGAAUGCAUAUACACUUCCCUUUUAUGAUACUUUCAACAUUGAGAGUCCUUUAAUUGGAAUGGACAACCUUGAUUUUCCUACAAUGAGCUUGGAUGUCCCUGAUUGUGCUGAAAAUGAGGUCUCUCAUAUCGCAAAUGAAUGUGAGGAAGAGGUUGUCCUUGACAGUGAUGAUGAAAGAAUGCAUGGUACUGAAGUGGCAAGUGUCUCAAAGUUGAGAUCUUCUGAUGAUACAAGGUAUAAACAGCAGCUGGAUAAGUGGAAACCCUCACCAGUUUCUAAACAAACCUAUGUGGGAUGUCUACGGAGGUCAAAUAAUCUAUUUAAGUUUUUGGAUUCAGCCAGAAGCACCACAGAUUUUGAGAAAACUGAUCAACAGAAACAGUGUUCUGAGAUUAAUGGCAGACUAUCUCUACAAAUAGAUAAGAGCAGUGUUAAUACAAAACCAAGAGUUGAAGAGGAUUGGUGUCAGGCUGCUGAAUUAACCAAGGAUGAAGUCUACAAAGGAAAUGUGGAAACGGAAGGCUCAACUGUUUAUGGUGUGAAUGGAGAUAAAGAUUUUCCACUUCAUUCUUGUAAAAUAGAACUCCCCAAGUUAAACAAAACUGAAUCUCAAGUAUCUGGAGAGCUGUCAGAAGCUAAUGCUCUGGACUUCAUUGACCACUACCUAUCAGUUUACAAUGAAGAUGCACUCAAUGAAGUCAAAGCUAGAGGAGUGAAUAAGAUUGUAUCACCUCCAUUUUUCAGCCGUGUGGGACCUCAAAAAUUGGCAUGCAGAAUGAAUGUUCAAAAUGCAGUAAAAAACUCCGGGGUUUUUGACUGGCCUGAGAGGCAAAGUGAUAGUGCAAAUGGUUCUUUUUCAAGACACCGAAAGAUAUUGACCUAUCACAGAAAGAAUUACGGACUGAAGAAACAAAAAGUAUCUUGUAUCCAAUCCAGUAAGGAGCCAAUGGAAAGUAUGACAGAUUUAAAUAAGGCGGAACCAAAGUUUCUCCCGGAAGCUCACAUGAAUGUUGGGUCCAACUUCCUGAGGAAGUCGGAUGAGCAAUUUGAUAUGGGGACAUUUGAGCAACACGUUGAUUAUGACGGAAAUCAAUCAAAUGGAUUAGAGACAUAUGAUGUUGGCCUUGAUACUCAACUGGCUGCUGAAGCUAUGGAAACUCUACUACACGCCCCUCCUUUGAAAAGUGAUGUGCUUUGGGCCUCUCCUGUUACAAAAACCAGCCUAGUUAAAGAAGGGAAAUAUCCUGAGAUCGCUAUCUCAAGAGAGUUUAACAUUGAUGAUAGUUCACCAGAACCUACUUUAUGUAGCUCAGCUGAAGUAGAGUUGUCUUCUGUUGUUCAUAGAACUAGGCAUCAAGUGUCUUUAAAUUUGAGGAGCUUGGAGAGCCCAACAACCAAUUCCAACACAGAGUUUAAUUUUCCAAAGAAAAGAAGGAAGCAACAUGAGCUUGGAGAGUUAAAUGAUAAUUUGUUCAAAGUGGCUGUUGUAAGAGGGAAAGUUUCCAAAGCAAGUACUAACACAUCAAGGAAAGCUAGAAAAGUUAGCAUGAAUAAUCAAGGAGAAAUUUUCCAAAGUGUAGCAGCCACAUUGAGUCAAGUGAAAUUGGAAAAUUGGGUCUCUAAGGGGAAAAGGACACAUAAAGGGGUGCGACGGCUUUCUAAUGGAUCAAGCAAUCUCUAUCCUCUACUGAUGCCUGCUGAUCAGGGAAAUGACUUAAAGUUUCCAGAUUUGAAUCAUAAGGCAGAGAGAAGAUGCCAACCCGUGGAAUUUAAAAGACAGAAUCAGUCUUUAGAAAAGACCCAGUCAGGACUCUCGUCAAUUCUGACCAUAUCCACUAAUCUUUUGACAAAAGAGAUGAAAUCUGACGUAUUUUCAAAUGGAAUCUCAGAUCCAUCAUACUGUCUUAAUGAUCACAAGAAAGGCAAGCAACACAUGAGAAGUCUCUCCAGAUCACCCCUUUCUCAAGAGCUUUUUAGAUUAGGCUAUGCAGAGCAAUUACCUGAUUUUCUGCCUAGAGGUUCACGACGACGAAAAGGUGCAGGUGACAUUUGUGUCUUGUUCAGCCAGGGCUUGGAUAGCAAAUUAAUCAAGCAGCAGAAAAAGAUUUUGUCAAGACUUGGAUUUAUCUCCACGUCAAAUUGUUCUGAUGCCACACACUUCGUCACUGACAGCUUUGUAAGAACUAGGAAUAUGCUAGAAGCCAUUGCCUAUGGAAAACCAAUUGUAACACAUUUGUGGCUUGAGAGCUGUGGAAGAGCAAGCUGUUUUGUUGAUGAGAAAAGUUAUAUCUUAAGAGAUGCCAAAAAGGAAAAGGAACUCAGUUUUAGUAUGCCUGCUUCACUUGCUCAUGCUAGAAAGCAUCCCCUUCUAGAGGGUCGAAGAGUCAUUAUUACUCCAAAUGCAAAACCUAAUAGAGAUACCCUUCUAACCUUGGUCAAGGCAGUGCGUGGUGAGGUGGUGGACGAAUCUAAUAGUAAAAUCACUUGUGAUGAUCUAUUAAUUCUUUCCUGCGAAGAAGAUUACAAAGCAUGCAUUCCAUAUCUGGAAAGGGGAACUCUUGUUUAUAGUUCGGAGCUCUUGCUUAAUGGGAUUGUUAUCCAGAAACUGGAGUACAAUAGGCAUCAGCUUUUCACAAAGUUUCAUGACGAAAACUGUAAAGAAUGAAAAUCUGUCCAGCUUUUUCACGAAGAAAGCUUCGUGCCCAACUGCUUGUGUAUCGAUUAAAAAACGCUACUAGUCCAAGUAACAGAUGAUGAUAUCCUUGUGUUACCAGAUACUCGAAGUUUUAGCUGGACAGAGGUAUUGUAUCAUAUUGGUAUAGUAACUAAGUUUUCAUAGUUUGUCCAGAAAAGGUUGUCUGUUAUCUAUUCCCAUGUAAAUUCACUUGGUUUGCUAAUUUUUGAACAAAUGUAAA